GGACUGAAGGCUUGAACUUGCCAGUGAGAUUUACCUCAGGUCUUCAGCACUGUAGCUCCACUGAACUGUGAUCCCAUCAUGUUCAUCAACAGCAAUGUGGCAGUACUGUUGGUUGUGCUGAUUUCUUGUGGCACAGUUUAUCCAGGAAGAAUUAUUGGAGGGCAUGAGGCUGUGCCACACAGCAGGCCAUACAUGGUGCUUGUUGAGAGACACAUGUCAAAUGGUGAAAAAAAAUACUGUGGUGGAUUCCUACUGAGUGAAGACUUUGUGAUGACUGCUGCCCAUUGUCAAGCCAAGUAUUACAUGGUUUAUCUUGGGCUUCACAACAUGCAUCAUAUGACUGAUGAAGUGCAGCGCAUAACUGUGGAACAAGCAUUUCCGCAUAUAUCUUACGACAGUAAAACAUAUAUGAAUGAUGUCAUGCUCCUUAAGCUGAGCUCCAAGGCAAAGUUGAAUGGGAAUGUGAAAGCCAUCAAUCUGGCAACCAGGUCGGACAAGGCUCUGCCGAAAUCAUGUUUCGUCUCCGGCUGGGGUCGAGUAGAAGCAUCCAAUGGAAAUUUGUCCCCCAAACUAAUGGAAAUCAAUAUAACAUUGAUUGAAAAUGAGAAGUGUAGAAUGCAAAACUCGUACUGUUCAGAAGGAAUGACUGGACCGAGUCAUGGGGACUCUGGAGGUCCACUGGUUUGUGAAUUUGGGACAGCUUAUGGAGUGGUGGCAUCCAUGUUCCUGCCAGAUUCAAAUGAGCCCCCAUUGUAUAGGUAUGCCAGAAUACCUGACUACAAGGGCUGGAUCACCACAACUAUAAAAACAGCCCUUGAAACAAAAAGAAGCUGAGAAUUUGCUAAAAUAUUUCAUUUGAUUUCACUUUUUAUUUGGCAACUAACUGAGAAGAUUUCAAGUUGAAUAAAUACCUAUAAUACUACCAGACUCACUCAUGUUAUGGCUUGUGCUUCUACAUUUGUGCUGUAUCAUGAGCAAACAAAAAUAAACAUGCUCUCUGUU
Messenger RNA from Girardinichthys multiradiatus, 1002 nucleotides. RefSeq names its product granzyme B. Bases 79 to 834 code for a protein of 251 amino acids. Gene Ontology annotation, molecular function: serine-type endopeptidase activity. NCBI's taxonomy places the organism in Eukaryota, Metazoa, Chordata, Actinopteri, Cyprinodontiformes, Goodeidae. The record is from RefSeq and is a predicted model, not a curated record. Gene Ontology annotation, biological process: proteolysis. The transcript has 5 exons.